Messenger RNA from Pongo pygmaeus (Bornean orangutan), 3642 nucleotides. Its product is annotated as tumor necrosis factor receptor superfamily member 10D-like. The transcript is spliced from 9 exons. Gene Ontology annotation, molecular function: TRAIL binding. The coding region runs from base 318 to 1349 and encodes 343 amino acids. Lineage: Eukaryota; Metazoa; Chordata; Mammalia; Primates; Hominidae. Gene Ontology annotation, cellular component: plasma membrane; cell surface. The record is from RefSeq and is a predicted model, not a curated record.
UCCGUCCAUGCACCCACCCACACAACCUGGGCCCUCUGGGAGGUGCUGGGGGAGGCCAUGCCCCUUUUCUGAGUGCCUGGAAGUGACUGCGGGAAGGGAGUACAAGUGACCACGCCUUUUUUCCGGGGUAUUAAAGUGGAGGAGCACGCUUCAAUUCUGGCAGUGUAGCUGGCACCCUUCAACGCGCACAAACUGCGGGGACGACUCCCGACGAUUUCUGAUUGAUUUUGGCGCUUUCGACCGGAACUUCAGGGGGGCGAAGAUCCUCCACCUCCUCCUUUCUCUUGGGACUUUGGGGACAAAGCGCCCUGACAACCAUGGGGGCUCCAGUACAGCGCUAUCUAGCAGCCAGGACAGCGUCGGGAACCAGACCAUGGCUCCCGGGCCCCAAGACCCUAAAGUUCGUCGUCCUCAUCGUUGCGGUUCUGCUGCUGGUCCACGUUUACUCUGCCACCAUCCCCCGGCAGGACGAAGUUCCCCAGCAGACAGUGGCCCCACAGCAACAGAGGCGCAGCCUGAAGGAGGAGGAGUGUCCAGCAGGAUCUCAUAGAUCAGAACAUACUGGAGCCUGUAACCCAUGCAAUGAGGGUGUGGAUUACACCAAUGAUUCCAACAAUUUGUUUUCUUGCUUCCCAUGUACAGUUUGUAAAUCAGAACAAAAGGAGAUGAGUCCCUGCACCACGACCAGGAACACAGUGUGUCAGUGCGAACCAGGAAGUUUCCGGAACAACAAUUCCAUUGAGAUGUGCCGGAAGUGCAGAACAGAGUGUCCCAAAGGGAUGGUGAAGGUCAGCGAUUGUACGCCCUGGAGUGACAUCAACUGCAGUGCAUCAGCUGCCAGUUCCACUGGGAAAACCCCAGCUGCGGAGGAGACAGUGACCACCAGCCUGGGGACUCUUGCCUCUCCCUGUUGCCUCGCAGCCAUCAUCACAGGGAUCUUAGUCAGCAUUCUAGUUGUGGCUGCGUUGGUUUACAUUUUACCUUGGAAGAAACUCAUUUCUUACCUCAAAGGCAUCUACUCAGGUGGUGGAGGAGGUCCCGAACGUGUGCACAGAGUCUCUGAGCAGGAAAUCCAAGGUCAGGAGCUGGCAGAGCCAACAGGUGUGACUGUAGAGUCGCCAGAGGAGCCACAGCAUCUGCUGGAACAGGCAGAAGCUGAAGGGUGUCAGAGGAGGAGGCUGCUGGUUCCAGUGAAUGACGCUGACUCUGCUGACAUCAGCACCUUUCUGGAUGCCUCGGCAACACCGGAAGAAGGACAUGCAAAGGAAACAAUUCAGGACCAAUUGGUGGGCUCCGAAAAGCUCUUUUAUGAAGAAGAUGAUGCAGGCUCUGCUACGUCCUGCCUGUGAAAGAAUCUCUUCAGGAAACCAGAGCUUCCCUCGUUGACCUUUUCUCCUACAAAGGGAAGCAGCCUGGAAGAAACAGUCCAGUACUUGACCCAUGCCUCAGCAAACUCUACUAUCCAAUAUGGGGCAGCUUACCAAAGGUUCUAGAACUUUGUCAACACACUUGGAGUGAUUUUUAUGAAAUACUGUGUGUGAUAAGCAAACGGGAGAAAUUUAUAUCAGAUUCUUGGCGGCAUAGAGCUAUAUGAUUGUGUAUUAAGGGUAGUUUUAGGCCACGUGCGGUGGCUCAUGCCUGUAAUCUCAGCACUUUAGGAGGCUGAGGCAGGUGGAUCGCUUGAGCUCUGGAGUUCGAGACCAGCCUGGUCAACACAGUGAAACUCCAUCUCAAUUUAAAAAGAAAAAAAGUGAUUUUAAGAUGUCGUUCUUUUCAGUUCUUCAUCAUGAGACAAGUCUUUCUUUUUUUCUAUUUCUUAUAUUGCAAGCCCAUCUCUACUGGUGUGUGUAUUUAAUGACGUCUAACUACAGAUGCCGCACAACCGCAAUGGUUUGCCUUAUAGUUUUUUAACUUUAGAACAGGAUUAUCUGGUUAUUACCUGUAUUUUCAGUUUAGGACAUUUUUGUCUUAAUGAUGAGAUUAUCAAAACGUAGCCCUAUGCUAAGUCAUGAGCAUAUGGACUUAUGAGGGUUCGACUUAGAGUUUUGAGCUUUAAGAUAGGAUUAUUGGGGCUUACCCCCACCUUAAUUAGAGAAACAUUUGUAUUGCUUACUGUUGUAUGCCAUACAUCUAUUUUCCUAUUUUUGCAUAAUGAUGUAAGCAUGGAAAAACUUUAGGAAAUGCACUUAUUAGGCUGUUUACGUGGGUUGCCUGGAUACAAAUCAGCAGUCAAAAAUGACUAGAAAUAUAACUAGUGACGGAGGGAGAAAUCCUCCCCCUGUGGGAGGCACUUACUGCGUUCCAGUUCUCCCUCCUGCGCCCUGAGACUGGACCAGGGUUUGAUGGCUGGCAGCUUCUCAAGGGGCAGCUUGUCUUACUUGAUAAUUUUAGAGGUAUAUAGCCGUAUUUAUUUAUAAAUAAAUAAAUAUUUAUUUAUUUAUUUAUAAGUAGAUGUUUACAUAUGCCCAGGAUUUUGAAGAGCCUGGUAUCUUUGGGAAGCCAUGUGUCUGGUUUGUCGUGCUGGGACAGUCAUGGGACUGCAUCUUCCUACUUGUCCACAGCAGAUGAGGACAGUGAGAAUUAAGUUAGAUCUGAGACUGCAAAGAGCUUCUCUUUCAAGCGCCAUUACAGUUGAACGUUAGUGAAUCUUGAGCCUCCUUUGGGCUCAGGGCAGAGCAGGUGUUUUUCUGCCCUGGCAUCUGCCAUGGCAUCAAGAGGGAAGAGUGGACGGUGCUUGGGAAUGGUGUGAAAUUGUUGCCGACUCAGGAGUGGAUGGGCCCCUCUCGCUUCUGGUAGUCUGUGACCCUGAGUCCCUGGGCUGCCUUUUAGGGUAGAGAUGCCUGAGCUGCAUUUUAGGGUACAGAUUCCCUUAUUUGAGGAGCUUGGCCCCUCUGUAAGCAUCUGACUCAUCUCAGAAAUAUCAGUUCUUAAGCACUGUGACAACGGGAUCUAAAAUAGCUGACACAUUUGUCCUUGUGUCAUGUUCCAUUAUUUUAUUUAAAAACCUCAGUAAUCAUUUUAGCCUCUUUCCAGCAAACUCUUCUCCACAGUAGUCCAGUCGUGGUAGAAUAAAUUACGGAUGUAGUCAUUCUAGGGGUUUCAGUCUUUUCUGUCUCAAGGCAUUGUGUGUUUUUUUCUGGGACUGGUUUGGCUGGGACAAAGUUAGAACUGCCUGAAGAUCACACAUUCAGAGCAUUGUCUCCGUGUAGUUUUCAGAGGGGGUGGCCUUUCUGGUCUUCACACUUCCAUCCUUUCCCACUUCCAUCUGGCAUCCCAUGUAUUGUCCCCUGCACUUCUGGAAGACACAGGGUGCUGCUGCCUCCUGGUCUUUGCCUUUGCUGGGCCUUCUGUGCAGGAGACUUGGCCUCAAAGCUCAGAGAGAGCCAGUCUGGUCCCAGCUCCUUUGUCCAUUCCUCAGAGGCCUUCCUUGAAGAUGCAUCUAGACUAUCAGCCUUAUCAGUGUUUAAACUUAUUCUUUUAAAGUAAGCUUCCUGAGAACAUGAAAUCGUUGGGGUUUUUUGGCCUUGGUUGAUUUGUUUAGGUUUCGCUUUAUACCCGGGCCAAAUAGCACAUAACACCUGGUUAUAUAUGAAAUACUCAUAUGUUUAUGACCAAAAUAAAUCUGAAACCUCAUAUUAAAAA